GUGUUCUUUUGCAGCCUGUUCUUCACUCACACUCGCGCUCAGCAGAGAUUCAGAGGUGGAGGGCAAAGAUUCUCACUGGGGGAAGAAAAGAAAGAGAAGAGAUUUUUCUUCCUCCUCUCGCCAAGAAAGAAAGAAAGAAAGAAAGAAAGAGAGAGAGAGAGACGUAAACAAGAAAAGAAAAGAGGUAGAAAUAUAGGGUUCAUCUUGCAGGGAGGGGGUUCGCCUGUGUUGACAGAUGGAGCGGGUGCGGUGCGAGGGCGAGGGCGACCCCCCGGAGCGACCCGGCCCACUGAGCGACAAGGAGAGGCUGAUGAUCCAGGACUCAUGGGCAAAGGUCUACCAGAACUGUGAUGACGUUGGGGUGGCCAUACUAGUCAGGCUGUUCGUGAGCUUCCCCUCAUCCAAGCAGUUCUUCAGCCAGUUCAAGCACAUCGAGGAGCCGGAGGAGCUGCGGAGGAGCGACCAGUUGAGGAAGCACGCGCGCAUGGUCAUGAGCGCCCUCAACGCGCUGGUGGAGAGCCUCGACGACGCGGACAAGGUGGCCUCGGUGCUCCGGCGGGUGGGCAAGGCGCACGCGCUGCGACACAAGGUGGAGCCCGGGUACUUCAAGAUCCUGUGUGGCGUGAUACUGGAGGUCCUGGGAGAAGAGUUCUCAGGGGUCAUGACGCCGGAGGUGGGCGCGGCCUGGACCAAACUCUUCGCAGCGGUUUACCGCAUGAUCACGGCCGUCUACGAGGAAGAGGGCUGGACGAAGCUCUCCACCUCAACCGGGUGAAGCUUCUGGUCCCGAGUUGAUUUGGACCACGAGAGACUUUUUAACGUUCAGCCAGCGGCCUCCUGAGAGCGGGAUUGAUCAACUGUACCUGACCUUUGACCUGAAGCAAUGUAUCGGGGGGCCUUUAAGGGGGAUACGGUUUAAUGUAGGGGCUGCGGGACAUAUACUCUAAAUAAGAAACUGGUACUUUUUGUCCUUUUCAUGGGUAACUGUGUGUGAGAGAGAGAGAGACAGAGAGAGAGAGAGAGAGAGAGAGACUGCAAACAUAAACCCAACAGUGGUCACUCACAUUAGACUUGGAUGUGCCUUCUACCGAAUGUGUAUAUCUAAAAAAAAAAAAAACCCUGCUCUUUAAAUACCGUUCUUAUUAAAUAUCAUGUGACUUUCCCUUGUGUCCGCUUUAUGGGAUAUUUUCAGAGGACAUUUUUUUACAUUUUCUAAUGAUUACUUGUGACGGUUGUACAUUCUUUUUCCCACGAUGACUCAACUUUCUAUCUGUACUUAACAUAACUUUUAAAUAAAAAAUACAA
Messenger RNA from Cyclopterus lumpus (lumpfish), 1305 nucleotides. Its product is annotated as cytoglobin-1-like. Gene Ontology annotation, biological process: oxygen transport. The transcript has 3 exons. Gene Ontology annotation, molecular function: iron ion binding; oxygen binding; heme binding. The record is from RefSeq and is a predicted model, not a curated record. Lineage: Eukaryota; Metazoa; Chordata; Actinopteri; Perciformes; Cyclopteridae. The coding region runs from base 236 to 775 and encodes 179 amino acids.